This is a messenger RNA of Triticum aestivum (bread wheat), 1648 nucleotides long. RefSeq lists its product as uncharacterized. Bases 57 to 1421 code for a protein of 454 amino acids. The record is from RefSeq and is a predicted model, not a curated record. Gene Ontology annotation, molecular function: protein binding. The transcript has 3 exons. NCBI's taxonomy places the organism in Eukaryota, Viridiplantae, Streptophyta, Magnoliopsida, Poales, Poaceae.
ACCAGAUAGCUAGGUCUUGGCAAGAUUCAAAAAAAAAGAGGAUUGGCGGCGUCGGCAUGAGCCACCUCCACCCCGACGAGGGUGGCGCCGGGAUGCCCUCCCGCCUCCGCUCCCAGAUCCACGCGGGCGACGAGCGAUCCGGACUGGCCCACCCACGCACCACGCGCCUCCGUCCCCAGAUCCACGCCAAUGAGGAUGGCGCCGGAGUGACCUCCCAUCGCCGCGGUAAGCGCCUCCGUCCCCAGACCCGUGCCAGCAAGGACGGCGACGACAUGUCCGGCCGCCGCGGCACCUCGCCGGAGCAGCCUGCCUCCCUGCCGGACAACCAAGAUAUGCUCUGGGAGAUCCUUCUCCGCCUUCCCCAGGACCUAUACUCGCUUCACCGCGCCUCCGCCGUCUGCAAGCAGUGGCGAGGCAUCCUUGUCGACCCCAGGUUCCUCUGUCUGUUCCAUGCGCACCACCGCAAGCCACCCCUCCUCGGCUUCUUCCAUUACAGCAGCAAACAGAUAGUGUUCAAGCCCGUCCUGGCCCCUCCAGACUGCAUCACCCCUGGGCGCUUCUCCCUUGGGCACUACAGCAACCACAUUCUGCUUGAUUCACGCCACGGCCGCGUCCUCGUCAAAGGCUUGCAGCUUGGAGAGGUCGCUGUGUGUGACCCUAUCACCAGCAAACAUCACCGCGUGUCCAUUCCGCCCGAGUUCAACGGGCGCCUCUUUAAGGCAGCAGUGCUUUGUGCUGCUAGCAACCAGGGCCAUGUGCACGGCGGCUGCCACUUGUGCCCCUUCAAGGUGGUCUUGGUAAUGAUAUACAGUGAGGGCCAACCUAUUGCCUCCGUUUACUCCUCAGAGACUGCCACAUGGAGUGGUCUCAUCUCUACAGAGCCUCCACAUGAUGGGUGUUUUCUUAAUGGUCGUGGCACCCUUGUUGGUAAUGUUCUUUACUGGCCAUUAAAUAUGCGAGGACACAACAUACUUGAGUUUGAUUUGGACACACAGAAUCUUACUGUGAUUAAGGGGCCUCCUGACAUGCAUAUGAUUGAUUUACAUAACUUUCAUAUUAUUGAGGCAGAGGAUGGCGCUGUUGGUCUUGCUAGAGUGUCUUGCCUUAAGCUUCUAUUGUGGCAGAGGAAGAUUGAUUGUCAGGGUAUUCCCAUAUGGUUUUUGUGGAAGACCAUUUCAUGGCGUAAACUUCUUAAAAUCACUAAGAAAAGGCAAUGGCUCAAAGUGGUAGGGUAUGAUGAGGAUAAUAAUGUAAUCUUAUUUGAUGUGCACGAUGUUAUCUAUAUGGUUCAGCCCAAGUCAAUGCAAGCCAGAAAACUUGAUGGAACCCGCUUUACAUGUCGCUGCUAUACUUUCACAAGUUUCUAUCCACUAGGCACAAGCAUUGACGAUGGAACUAAUGGAGCUGAAAUGUCAGGAUGACUCUGGUUUGAUGUGCUAAUGUGCUGAAAUGGUUCAAGGGGUGAAGAAAGGAUUGUUGCGGUUUUAGUUGUCACUAUGUUCACCAGUGUUUAUAUUUUACCUAAAAGGAAAAAUCAGCCAACUGUGCCUUAAUCUUGCCAAGUCUCUAACGUAGGAAGAUGCUUUUGAAUACAUAAUCCAGGGAAUUUGAGCUUACCCUAUUAUUAUAAUACUCUAGUCCGAUUCCA